AUGUUGCCUCCCCUGCCGCCAGUCGCCGCACCCGUCGACACACGAACCGACCCGCUCGACGACGACGAGGACGCGCCGCUCGCCACAGACAAAGCCCCGCUCGCGCCGGACGUAGCACUCCACAGCGACACGUCACCGCUCGGAGAGCUCGUCCCUGCCGAAGCACCGCUGAUCACGCUGAUGGAUCCGCCUGUCAGCGCGCCUUGGCCGCCGAACAGCUCGACCGAGCCGCCGCUGGAGCCUGUCGUACUGGCCGAGCUCAGGCCGGCCGUGAGCGACACCUUGCCGCCGUUACCGACCGAGCCGUCGCCCACGCUCACCACCACAGACCCGCCGCUGCCGCCC
Messenger RNA from Phytophthora sojae, 345 nucleotides. RefSeq lists its product as hypothetical. The annotation marks the transcript as partial. The transcript has a single exon. The record is from RefSeq and is a predicted model, not a curated record. NCBI's taxonomy places the organism in Eukaryota, Oomycota, Peronosporomycetes, Peronosporales, Peronosporaceae.